AUUCCUUUGAAGAAUCUCAGUGAUGACUAGAUUCAAUUUAUAAAUUAGAUUCAUGUUUUUUUUAAUUUUCCAAAAUAAUUUACUAUUUUUGGAGUAUCGAAUUUCUCACUAACAUUCUGAAAAUUUGACUUGCGAAACGUCGCCUGAUGAUUGGUUAAAAAGGCAUGGACUGCUUUCUUCUUGAAAAUGACUUUCCAAAGCCUCCCCACAUUACAUGCAAUGGAGUCUGAUACGGCUGUUAAACUUUCUGGAGUUCAAGCUAUUUUGGAUCAACUAGGUUUUGGAUGGUAUCAAGUUCGUGUCAUUAUAAUCAUCGGUAUGGCUCAAGCGACUGAUACCAUGGAAACUUUAAUUCAAGCAAUUCUUGGGCCUACACUACGAUGUGAAUGGAACAUGAGUUCGGAUUAUGUUGCUCUUCUUACCACUCUAGUAUUUUUGGGUAUAUGUAUAGGUUCUCCACCGAUAGGAUAUUUAUCAGAUAGACUCGGACGUAAAGAUUUGAAUGUUGUUUGUUGUCUUGCACUUAUUCACAUGACAUGGUUAUGUGCUAUUUCACCAACAUAUACGUGGUUAGCAACUUUGCGCUUUAUAUCAGGUCUAUACAUUGGGGGCUUACUAACAGCUGGUUGUUCAAUGAUAUCAGAAGUGCUACCAGAAAAUUACCAAGCUACUGGUCAAUUACUUGUUUGUUUUUUUGAUUCUUUUAUUGCUCUCUAUGUAACUGGUAUCGGACUUGGAUGUUCUGUAGCAAAACUUAGUUGGAGAUUUUUUAUAUUAUUUACAACAGCACCCCUGUUGUUAUGUGCAUUAGGCUUAGCCUAUUUCAUACAAGAAUCACCCAUACUAUUGGCUCAGUGGGGAAAUUAUGAAGAGGCAGCAAAUGUUCUGGAUGAGAUUGCAAAAUGCAACGGUCGAAUUCCAUCGAAAAGCAUUACAGAUAAUGAAAAUAAUGACCACAGUAAUGAUAACCAUUCAUCGAACAAAUCAUGUACUUUUCUAAAUAACAUGCUGACGAUUGAAGAAAAUCAAAAUUGUGCUAAUACAACACCAACAUUUAAAAAUACCAUGAAACUUAUUUAUAAUCAAUAUGCUCUAGCAACGCCUUUACUAAUUGCAAUUAAUUUUAUCUGGGGAAUGAUUAUUUAUGGUGGGACUACACUGCUUCCGGUUGAACUGCCAUCAACUCCAAGAACAUGCUUACAAUCGAUAUAUAAUGGUGUAACCCAAUUACCGAAUAGUGUGGAUGGAAACUCUGGGAUACGCAAUGAAGACUGUUGUCUACCGUUAACUGAGGAGGGUUAUAUCUCAUUAUUAUCUUCAAUGAUUGGCAGUGUACUUAGUUUCCCUAUAGCGUUAACUUUAAUUAUGACUAUUGGACGAAAAUGGACAAUUAAUACGUGUUUCUUUUUAACUGCUUUACUUAUAUUCAUUGAAGCCUUCUGUAUGCCCUCGAAAGUUCUACGGUUCUUCUUCUUCACUACACGUGCUGUAGCUUCUGCAGGGAAUAAUGCUACAGCAAUCUACAUCACUGGAUUAUAUAUACCACGUAUACGUAGUUUUGUAUUCGGUGUCAUGUCAACAUGUUUUCGUAUCGGUGUUCUAACCUCACCAUAUUUAGGUCAAGUAUUUCUACAGAAUGUAUCAGCCCUGGGUGCUGUAUUAAUAUUCUCUACGCUUGCCCUACUUGGCUUUAUAUUCAGCAUAUUUCUUCCACAUGCUGGUGAUACACAACAUUACGCAGCUCAGGCACUGAGAAAAGAGAUAUUUCGUAAUAUAUUUAAAUGUCGACGAGGGAUAAUAAGACCCAAACACAAUGGAGAAACUAUGACAGCACACACAACAGUAGCGUCGAUGACAAAUCCAGCUUACAUACAUAACGAAGGUGAUGAUAUAUCAGCUGACAACGGAGGAAGAGAAGAAGCAGGAGAAGUUGGUGAACAGAGAAGAGAACAGGUGAAGCAGGUGAACAGAGUAAAGAUGGACUAGCUGUUUUAACAAUUGAACCAAUUCCAAGCAACACCAUUGAAGAGGUUGUAAUUCUACCCAAUGAAAUUGUACUAACACCAUCUGAUCAAGCAUGAAAUCGAAGAAUAAGAAUAAGGAUUAUACAUAUUCUACCCUAGUAUGUUUGCAUUUAUUCACUCACGCCUCCCCUGACGUGUAACACACACAGCUUGAUAAUCAUUACAAAACAAACAUAUCAACUGAAGAAGACAAUAUUUUGUAGAGUAUGAAUGGAUUAAAGCAUACCUCUGCCAUCACAGCUACACACAUAUAUAUAUAUAUAUAUACUCUCUCAUCAGACGAACACAAACUAACGAAGCAUGCCGGUUAUUUUGAUGAAAAAUAUUCUAAUCUUGAGAAUCAUGGGCAAAUUCACAUCAUAUAUAUUUAUACAUCUAUAACCAUGACAAAAAGUAUAUAUAUAUAUAUAUUACAUAUUUUUUCUACAACGAAAUUAUUAUGACUACAACAAAGAAUCAUACAAUAUUUAUGUUUUUGUAUUUGUUUUGUAAAUCAGAUGAUAAAAUUCAUGUCAUAAGGUGUAUGAUUAGAGAAUUAUUAAUUACACUAUUAUUACUAUUAUGAAAACAUAAG
This is a messenger RNA of Trichobilharzia szidati, 2598 nucleotides long. The record is from the annotation of a GenBank genome assembly. NCBI's taxonomy places the organism in Eukaryota, Metazoa, Platyhelminthes, Trematoda, Strigeidida, Schistosomatidae.